Cephus cinctus (wheat stem sawfly) is the source of this 632-nucleotide messenger RNA. It is a transcript of the gene RpL27A, whose product is annotated as 60S ribosomal protein L27a. NCBI's taxonomy places the organism in Eukaryota, Metazoa, Arthropoda, Insecta, Hymenoptera, Cephidae. The record is from RefSeq and is a predicted model, not a curated record. Gene Ontology annotation, cellular component: cytosolic large ribosomal subunit; ribosome. The coding region runs from base 92 to 538 and encodes 148 amino acids. Gene Ontology annotation, molecular function: structural constituent of ribosome. The transcript is spliced from 6 exons. Gene Ontology annotation, biological process: translation.
GGUUGAUUGAGUGAACCACCAGAGGAACAUCCGGUUUCCGUGAGACACCGCGCUUGCGUAGCAAUUUUCAGUUCUUCACGCUACAACCAAGAUGUCCACACACAAGAAGAAGACUAGGAAGCUUCGUGGACACGUUAGCCACGGUCAUGGCCGUAUCGGCAAACACAGGAAACAUCCUGGUGGUCGUGGUAAUGCUGGUGGUAUGCACCAUCACCGUAUCAACUUUGACAAAUAUCACCCUGGCUACUUUGGAAAGCUUGGUAUGAGGAAUUACCACUUGCGCCGUAACACUAAGUGGUGCCCAUCCCUCAAUCUGGACAAACUGUGGACACUCGUGACUGAACAGACCAGGUUGAAGUACAAAAAUUCCACUAACGGCAAGGCUCCUGUUAUCGACCUUGUCAAAGCUGGUUACUAUAAACUUUUGGGUAAAGGCCGUCUGCCCAAGCAGCCUGUUAUCGUGAAAGCAAAAUUCUUUAGCAAACAGGCUGAAGACAAGAUAAAAGCUGUUGGUGGAGCUUGUGUUCUAUCUGCGUAACUGACAGUUGUGAGACUUACCAACGGUAACGUACACUUAACAUCUUUGUACUAUUAUUAAUAAAAAAAAAGAUUGAAAAUAUAAAAACAUUUUA